Molecule: messenger RNA, 3112 nt
Organism: Fimicolochytrium jonesii
Lineage: Eukaryota; Fungi; Chytridiomycota; Chytridiomycetes; Spizellomycetales; Powellomycetaceae
Product: armadillo-type protein
Exons: 15
Coding region: 313-2724 (803 amino acids)
Biological process (GO): cilium organization
Molecular function (GO): protein binding
Source: RefSeq, a predicted model, not a curated record
CGUUCCCGUUCUAGGUCGAGACGGCCACAGUCCCACGUCCCACGCCCAGCCAACUCCCAGCCUGCAGCACCAUUAUCGGCACAGUCAGGCGAUCAUACGAAAUCGUCAUAGUAAAUCCUUCACAGAUUCUGACCACCUGUUCCUUUCCUGGGCCGACAGGUUUUUUUGGGGGUCAAGCUGUUUGUCCCAGCAAACUCGAUCAAGAAACCGUAGGGUACCAGAACAUUGAGCCCGCCGACGCAUGACAAUUCCUUCGGCUGUCACAGGAGGGUGGGCUUGUAAAGCGGCAAGGACUCACUUUGCGCGGUGAGAAUGGCGCUGCUCAACCAGCACUCGUGUCGUCCACCGGAUAGUCUGAGUAGGCCAAACGAUGACGAGGACGGUCAUUCUAAGAACGGCUACUUUUCCAUAACCCGUCGCGUAUGGCGACGGAGGAAGACUGCAUCCGAUGUGAUUGAAGAGGCACGCGCCUCACUCCAAAACCCGACUAGGCCGUUUACGCCGAUGGCAGAUCCGAGGAGGCGAAGCGAUUUGGUUCGAGACGAGGUUCCACGGACGAGAAGGUCUCCUAGAAGAUCUGUACUGAUUGCAAGGACACACAUUGGUCCUCCUGUAUGGCCACGAAAGCUGCAGCCAAUCUGCAGUUCUGGAUCAGAGGGAGGGACGGACAUCCCAGCGAUAACGUGUCCGGACGAGGACCUCAAUGGCGCCGACUGCCAGCCAGAUGAAUACCUUGACGACGGAGUAGAAGAGCAUAGAAAGGUGUCUGUACCAACACCUUCGCAAAAUUCUCCAGAACACUAUUUGGCUUCCGCGCAUAUGGACUGCCAGGAAGGCCCGGACUUGGGCAAUGACACUGAAUGGAGCAGCCUUAGGGAUUUGUUGCGGAAUAUGUUGCAAGCAACGGAGGCGGACUUUCGUACAUAUUAUGACGCAUUAUGGGCGGCGCUGAGUGCGGACGGGUGGUUUUCCCAGGGAGCAGAUCGAAAGAACGUCCGCAAGCGGAGGGAGCAUACGCUGCAGGCCAUCAUCGAAUGGAUGAACUCGACCGGAAAACCUGAAAACGCCGUCGCGGGGUGCUCCAUUGUGCUGAAGCUCACACGCAACGAACGGAUUUUGAAGUACGCCUGCAAGCUGCUCUAUAAAUUGAGUCAAAAUGAGCACAACGAUCCCAUUUUCAAGUCAUUCCCUGUCUUGGACACCCUCCCUGAAUUUCUUGCUACGACGGCUUAUCCAAGCGAUCAAGCAAAUUCUUCAUUGACGCCUGUGAAAUGCAAUCUCAUGCUGUUAGUCGUCGGGACUUUGAGAAAUGUCUCUGCUAGCGACGACAUUGCUAAAAGGAUAUCCGAAUUUGGUGGGGCGCGCGAACUCUGUGGGCUUAUAUGGGGAAUUAUGGAAGCCGAUCCCCGAGGACUACCCGAUGAAGUCUAUAAUGUGAUUAUCCAGCUCACAACGCAGACGACCGCAACGCUGCGCAACCUGUUAACUUCCCACGAGCAAUGCAAGAUUUUUCUGGACCAUACCAGGGAUGUGCGUCUGAUAAACAUCUUGAUUCGAGCUUUGGAUAACGAGUCUGGUCUGAGCGACUCCGAAGAUGUGAUCUUGAACAUAUGCCGAAUCCUGAGCAAACUAUCCCUGCAUCCGGAGUGCUUACCACAUCUUGGCGGACGCUCGAGCACACACUUCUUCCUCCAUAUCCUCAUCAAGUACCAAGCCGAAAAGCGCAAACCACAGGCUCUCCUGACACGAGUAUGUUUCAUUUUGGGCAACUUGACGAACAAACUCUCGGAGAACCACGCGCAUCUGCGCGCCGGAAUCGCGGACUUGGUCGCGCUAUUUGGAGUGUAUGCUUCGGUCGAAUUGGGAACCGAAACAGACGAAGCGGAUGAGGAUGAUCCGCAAGACGUCGGGCUACCGGAAAAUGAGGAAGUUUUGGUCAAGCUAAUCCGGUUAUUGGCCAACCUUGCCAUCGACGAGAAAGCCGGGAAGGCAAUUGUUGCGAUGAUUGAAAUAGAAGACCUGGUGCAUCUUUUACAUUGUAAACCUGUAGCACAGCAUUCAGAACUCGUCCUGAAUAUUGUUGGUGCGGUCGCCAAUUUCACAUACUAUCAUACUCCCGAGAACUGUAUAUUGAGGAUGAGGAUCAAUGUGGCGGAAGAAAUGAUCAAGUUUUUGCUUCAGCCAAAUCCGGAGAUGGUCGUAGAAGCAGCGCGCGUUCUCGCCAACUUGUCGCGAUAUCCCGACGUACGAUCCAUAAUGGCUCGGAAGAGGGGCACGGAAACCUUGACGAUUCUGCUGGACCACACAGAUCGAGAGGUUGUUCUCCAAGUAUGUGGGUGUCUGAUGAAUCUGGGAUCUGGAGCAACGUCAACGGACGAACACUCUGUGAUCGUUGUUGAGAACGGUGGCUUGAACAAACUGGUAGAGGUGAUAUUUCAUUCGUUAAACGGAUUCGACUAUCCUCUGGCAAUCUCUGCUUUGAAAACUUUAUAUAACUUGUGCUCGUCUGCGCCAGCAAGAAUAAUGAGUGAGGACGUGGUAAUGAAUUUAGAGUCAUCUAUCCUUGACGUGCUAGAGAAACAAGAUCAAAAGGAGCCUGACAACUCCGCAGAGCGUUUUGAUCUCGAUGAAGUCGCAGAUCAGCUGCUAAACGUUUUGGAAGAUAGGCGAAGGCCCGCCAAGGCAUUUGUCGGUGGGAUUAUUGCGGUUGAGGAUUGUGAAUAGUUAUGAAUCAAAUUUGAUGUACGUGUCCCUGACUGAACGGAAACAACCGACAAGUUCAUACCCAACAAACACAUUGAGGACGUGGAGCACUCUGCCAGCUAUUGUGUCCAUUCUACUGUAUUGUUUUUCCGUGCGUAGUAGAUGGACCGAAGGCAAGGGACAUACUGUCAAUGGGGAGGCGAAUUCAAAAUUCGACAGCGCGUCAUGGCCGAACUCCGCCCUAGGUACUGUACAGUACGUGGCCUCGGGACCCUGCUUCAAGUCCAUACCCAUUUAUAGUGUGCUUCUUAUAGUGUAUAGUGUAUAGUGUAUAUUGUAUAGUGUAUAGUGUACACUUAGAGUGUACUACGGAUACCCAGACAUCCUUAUGGAAGACGGGGUCACGAAU